Messenger RNA from Perkinsus marinus ATCC 50983, 2946 nucleotides. RefSeq lists its product as hypothetical. Lineage: Eukaryota; Perkinsozoa; Perkinsida; Perkinsidae. The transcript is spliced from 25 exons. Gene Ontology annotation, cellular component: nucleus. The record is from RefSeq and is a predicted model, not a curated record. Bases 1 to 2946 code for a protein of 981 amino acids. Gene Ontology annotation, molecular function: zinc ion binding; DNA binding; NAD+ poly-ADP-ribosyltransferase activity.
AUGCCCUAUUACGACCAGAAUUUUGAUUUCAUAGCCGAGUAUGCAAAGACGGGCCGAUCCCACUGCCGUGCUUGUCAUACCAACAUCCCGGACAAGGCACUCCGACUCGGGCGGAUGGUCCAGAGCCCUCACUUUGAUGGGAAGGCCCCUACCUGGUACCAUGCGAAGUGCUUCUGGAGAGGGAGAUCCCUGCCGGCUUCCAUCUCGGACAUUUAUGGUUUCUCUUCGUUGAAGUUCCCGGACCAGGAGGAGAUCGAAGCACGGCCGAGGUGCUUCAUCGGGAAGCAGUUCUUCAUCCUCGAUCGGACUAAGUGUUAUGGCUUCAACGUGGAAGCCACUGAUUGGCAUCAUGUGAAGUGCUUCCUCCAGCACCAGCUUAGAGGGAUCAACGGUUUAGAUCCUGCUGAUAGGCAAGUACUGCAGGCAGCUAUUGAUGACCGUAAUGGAGUAGCGAAGACACCUCGAGGUCCCAAGCGGCAAGGGACUCUCAAUGCCAAUGUGGGGAAGAAGGGGCGUAGCAGUGUUGCUAGCGGAGCGGAGGAGAGCGUGGCGGCCAGCGGCGUGUCGAAGGCCAGGCUCCGAGAGCAGUCGGAUCGGUUGUUUACAGUGAUGAAGCUCCUCGAGUGCCUCACUCGAUCGGACCUCCUUGAUGAGCUACAGGCUAAUGGUUACUGGAUGAAGAAGGGAGGGGAGGAUGAUCUGCGGCAGAUAGUGGCUGACUGCGUCCUCUUCGGUAUACCGGAUCGAUGCCCUACGUGUAACAGUGGGCGCUUCAGGUUACACGGUGAGAACUAUGAAUGCAGUGGUUGGAUAAGCGCAUAUACCAAGUGCACUGAGACCACGAGGAAGCCGGGCCGGAGCCUCUGGCGGUUCACAGAGGACACCCUUAUGCUGCACCCAGAGCUGUCGCAGUUGAUGCCCUCAAUAGGUGAUCGACUUUUCGCAACUAUGGAGAAAUCAAGGGUGGCCAAGAGGGAGUCUGCAGGUGGACAGGACGAGGUUCAACCUGCUGAAUGGAAUCGUGUGGGCGAUAGGACAAAUACGCCUUUGAAAGGUAUGAUAAUCGGGGCGAUUGGCCGGUUGAGCCACACUCGACCUCAGCUGAAGCAAAUGAUCUCUGAGGGUGGUGGCAAUCUGCGAGACAAGGUUGAUGGAAGAGUUAACUUGGUUAUAUCCACUGUAGCGGAGCUCGAGAAGCAAGCGGACAUAUACGCUAAAGCACGGCGCUCGAGGCUUCCUGUGGUGGAUGAGGCGUUCGUCCUGGACUGCUUGGACCGGAAGGAAACCUUGCCGAUGCAAGGAUAUCUAUGCCAUCCUGAAGAGACGUCUGGCUUCCUCGGUCACAGUGCAGGGCGAAAGAGUGUGGCUUCCACGCCCAGUCGCUUGUCGAAAUACUCAAAGUCGAGUGGGAAGGAGAAGUUGAGAGUGAAAAAUGGUGUGGUCGUACACGACGAGGAGCUCGCUGAGAAAGCACACAUUCUGAUUGAUGGCAACGUGGUGUAUAGUGAGACCCUCUCGAGGACGGAGGCAGCAUCUGGUACGAACAGCUAUUACAUUAUGGAGCUUUACGAGGCCGACCAUGGCACUGGCUAUUGGAUUCACAGGAAGUGGGGGCGUACGGGAAACGAUGCUAUUGGUGGAGAGAAGCGUGAGAAGAUGGCUGAUAAGAAGAAUGCUAUCUCUGCUUUUGAAGGGCUAUUUGAGGAGAAGACAGGGAAUCCCUUUCAUGAGGUUGCCGCCGGUCUGCUGCCUUUCGAAAUGCAUCCUGGCAAGGCGUUCCGAUUGGAUACCAAAAUUGAGAAGGCGCCUAGUGAUGGUCUUACGGAUGGUUCGACCCUCCCGAAGGCUAUUGCUAAUCUGGUCGCACUUAUUUGCGACAUCGAUGCUAUGGAGCAGGAGCUUCGAGAUCUUGACAUUGAUCCGGAUAGGAUGCCUUUGGGUCGGAUCUCACGGAAGGGCCUCACUGCGGCAUUCAGCGUCUUGCAGGACUUGCAAGUGGAGUUGAUGCAGCCUUGUGGGCCACGGAAUCUUAUAUUAGCCGACUUGACCAACCGCUUUUACACUAUGGUGCCACAUAGCAUACCACCGGGUGUGCCUCUGCCAGUACUCGACAAUGAGCAUAUCAUCGAUCAGAAGGUUGAGCUGGUUCAGAGCCUUAUGGACUUGGAGCUCUCUUACAGCGUUGUCUCCGCCCCGAGUGUGAAGGGUGGUGAUCCAAUCCGAGCCAAAUACAAUCAGCUGAAGUGUGGACUCAGCAUGGUCGAUCGGGCCUCGUUGGAAUUUCAACUCAUCGAGGAAUACGUUGUUAAUACCCACGGGCCAACGCAUACUACUUACAAGCUGCAUCUCAUUAACUGCUUCCGAGUUGAUCGGUUUGGAGAGAAUGAGAGGUUCGAACCCUACUCGAAAGAACCUAAUAGGAUGCUACUAUGGCACGGUUCGAGGAUGACCAACUGGGCUGGCAUCCUACCCGAGGGACUGCGUAUAGCCCCACCACAAGCGCCCGUCACGGGUUACAUGUUUGGCAAAGGAGUGUACUUUGCUGAUAUGGUCACCAAAAGUGCCAACUACUGCUUCGCUUCGCUAAGCGCUGAGACUGGGUUAUUGAUGCUAUGUGAAGUGGCGUUGGGGAAGUCGUUGGAGCUCCACGAGGCACUCUUCGUAUACGGCGAUGGCCAAGACAAACCACCCCAGGGAUUCCAAGGUAAGAAGCUUCCAAAGACGUACCGCAGUACCAAAGGUAUCGGUGGUACUUGCCCAGAUCCUGCUAGUAACUACAUCACUCCUGAUGGCUGCAUCGUGCCUCGAGGCAAGCCAGUGAAGAACCCAGCUCAUAGAGCCAACGGCUCCCUCCUUUACAAUGAGUAUGUUGUUUAUGAUGUCUCGCAGAUAAGAUGCAAGUACUUAGUCGAAUGCAAAUUUGAAACUACGGGAACGAUGUGGUGA